Molecule: messenger RNA, 5136 nt
Organism: Actinia tenebrosa (Australian red waratah sea anemone)
Lineage: Eukaryota; Metazoa; Cnidaria; Anthozoa; Actiniaria; Actiniidae
Product: protein spire homolog 1-like
Biological process (GO): actin nucleation; polar body extrusion after meiotic divisions; intracellular transport
Cellular component (GO): cell cortex; cytoplasmic vesicle membrane
Molecular function (GO): microtubule binding; actin binding
Source: RefSeq, a predicted model, not a curated record
ACGAAUCAGGAAAUCAAGGUUUCUGGCAACGAUAAGUCAGGAUCUCUAGUGAGCGUUUUUUCGCUCGUUUGUAAGAUGAAACAUCUAUAAUAUCGUGUCGACUGAAGCUAUGAACAUCUACGAAAUCUUGAAGAGUUUUCGGGCUCCUCUGAGCGAAGAACAAGCUUGGGCUGUGUGUUAUCAAUGCGCCGGGGAGUUGAUAUCGAAACGAGAAAAGAGUUUUGAGAAUUUACAACCACAAUUCAUUGAUGUCAGCCUUGAAACCACACGAAUACGUAAAGAUGGUUCGAUUGAACUGACCAGAGUUUCUUCGGAAAGACCAUCGCAGAAGACGGCAGACGUUUUGUUUCGACUAGGAAGCCUGAUCUAUGAGUGCUUGGAUUAUGGAAUGGAAGCGUUCAUGGAGAGGGAAUUAGACCCUUCGCUAGAAAGACUAAUUCUCGACAUGACGUGUGAACAGGGAGACGAGGGGAUAUCUGUGCCAGAAGAGUUCGAAAGGAAAGUAGUGGAAGGCUUCAAGGAUGGCAGCCUAUCGCGAAGGGAAAGGCGUCUUUCACAUAAAGGAGAAUGUACGGCAAAAGAAAUUAAUUUGGAGAUGGUUUUGCAAAGGUGUACAAACCAUUUGACAGAAGAUAUUUCUGACCCUCAGGGACAUUUUAAAGCAGUUUGUCGGGCUUUGGUGAAUGAAGCUCUCGAACUGUCAGAAUUUCUGCGUCAGCUUUAUAAUGGAAGUACUCUAAUGUCGCAAAGCUGGGGUAAGGGAACUGGCCUUACCAACUGGGCUUACUUGCAAAGUUUACAUGCAUCUGAAUGGGCUAAAUUGUGGCUUCAAGCAAUGAGAGAAUUACGCGAGGGAGUUACUUUACGACAUGUUGCUCAUCGCACUAAGCUACCGGCUUCUUCCUUCGAAAUGACUCCAUUUGAAAUGCUACUGGACGAUAUACGCUACCAUCGAUUCCAGCUCAACCAUGUCUCUGUAACGACUCAACGAAAGAAGGAAGACGCGCACGACAUCAUUCUAGACUUUAUUCGCUCAAGACCGCCUCUUUCUAAGACCUCGGACAGAAAAAUGAACCCCAAGCCUAAAGGAAGCCCAAAUCUCCACGAAAAAUUACUAAAUGAAAUACGCAAAGGUAAGCAGUUGAGGAGAACACCAGAGCCUACCCUGAAAACAGUUAGGGAGAUCUAUUUUGAACAAAUUUCUCCAAGCCCAGAGGGAUCGCCGUAUGUUACUCCGAAGCGCAAAUGCCUAAAACCUGAAAUUCAAUUGGCAGAGUCAAUUAGCCGGUGGGAUUCACCUUCGCCUGACUCCGAGCACAGUCCGAUUGAGUACGAACUCGAUUCGCCAAAGAUUAAUCUUUUUGAGGUGGAUCCCUCAAGUCCUUUUGAUAGCUCAGACUAUGGGUCAGGAGGUAGCUUUAAAGCGACUUGCUACGAGCUCCAAAAAAAGCGUAAUUACAGUUCUUCGAGUGUAAGUUCAGUGGAGGAAGACUGUGUACAGAAUGUUUGUUUCCGUACAAGUUUUGACACUCUUCCAUACGACGACCGUCCACUUUUCCCGCCAUCACUGCGCUCCUUGCAAAACCUGAAAGUCACUUCUAAGAUCUACAUGACGCUGAAGGAGCUCAAGCACAUGAGGAAAACGCUUGCAAAGCUAGAGCUCGAAGCCCUGAGUCCUGACGAUCCGCUCUUCAAAGACCUGCGCAGUGGGAAACUUUGCUUUUGUUGCCAAAAACGAAAGUUUUCCCUAUUUGGUAAUUGGUCACGCGGAUGUGAGAUUUGUGAAAGUAAAGUCUGUAUCUAUUGUAUUCACAAGUUGGAACCGUCAAUGAGCUACGUGUUUCUGGAGAACUCCGAUAUCGAUCGUAGGGAUUCUGGAUUCUGCGAUGCGUAUUGGCCGUUCACACCGAAUAUACCUACGACACAGAGUUCUCCAAGCCUAGGAGCUGCACUCACAGAAACAAAACUACGUACUCAUAAGGUGUGUUCGUCUUGUAAAAGGUUUAUUUCUAUGUACUGUUAGAUGGUAGCUAAGCAACGUUGAAAUACAGCCGGAAUAGUCGAAUCUGAAUGUCUCUUGAACGCUUUAUAUAUAUAUUUGAAGCAAGUUCUUUCUACUUAAAAAAAUUCAUUGAUAUGUAUAAAUAAGAAUAUCAUAUCUAUUCAUAAAGAGUAGACAUUUAUACCAUUUUUUUGAUUUUCAAUCAUUUCCAAUGGAGUAAAAUGCCUAAAACCAUGGCCGCAAUGUAGGAAAAUUAAACAAUAUAAUUCCUUGAAAAAUCGUUUGUCAAACUCAAAUCUUCCAACAUGGCGGUUAUGACGUCAUGUGUACAUAUGUAAAAAAUAUAUAUAUUUAUUUUCUGUCCUGUGAUUGGUUGACACUGAAUGUAGGCGUGGUUUAUCUCACUAAUGUUAGUUUCGUAUUUGAUAGUUAUCACAUUGAAUAUUUAAGAUUUAAGUAUAGUGUUCAAUUGUUUAGCACAAUUUUAAAAGCUGUGUGGUUGCAUGUAUGUCAUACUUUGGGUCAAAUGUGUUUGGAAAAAUUUUUCUCUAGGCUAGUUAAAUUCUCGGCAAGCGAACAAGUAGUAAUAUCAAUCUCAAUCUUAUUCAAUCUAUUCAAUUUACAAGAACACAGACUGAAAGAAAUUACUGUUUUUCUGAAUGGAAUUUUGGCAUUUCUUUGUAUUUUCGUGUUAGCCUAGUCUCAUACGCAACCGCUAUUACUGUCGUCACGCAACGCUACUUAGGGGGAGUGAGCGUUGCGUGACGACACUAAUAGCGGCUGCGUAGGAGACUACUGUUGGCCUCGCAUUCAAGAUUAUUUUGAAAGUGGAACGCAUGAAUAUGAAUUCAGAAAUUAAUUGCCUUAAAACCAAAAUACAAUACUUAGUCAACCGGGCUAUCCAUGCUAAAUUAAGCAAUGAACACGCAUGCGACCCAGGUUUAUGUACAUGCAUGUAGCCUAGUACAUUUACUAUUUGCUUGAAGCAAGUUUAGCUGUACCUCUUUUUAUAUUACGCAUAUAAUGUGAGACCCAUGGUAUUUUUACUUGAUUCUGGUUCUCUCUUUGCACAUGUUUACAGCUAUUUAAAAAAGGAUUGGUGAGGGUUUUGUUGCAAGUUGUAUAUCGUACUGAAGUUGUUGCAUGUUGCAUGUUUUGUUUCAUGUUUCAUGUUGCAUGUUGCAUGUUGCAUGUUGCAUGUUGCAUGUUGCAUGUUGCAUGUUGCAUGUUGCAUGUUGCAUGUUGCAUGUUGCAUGUUGCAUGUCGCAUGUCGCAUGUCGCAUGUUGCAUGUUGCAUUCAUAUGUAACUAAUGUCAACUACACAGAAGAGCUUAUGCCGUAAAACGUGCAGACAAAGUUUAGGAAAAAUCUUAUUGUUGUGUGCUUUCGCUGAUUGUAUUCACAUCGCCCAUAGUGCAGUUCGGGCUUGGUAAGCAACAUGGAACAAAACCUUCACUGUAUCCUUUGCGGCCUCGCAAAAGAACGGUCAUAUGAAAUUGAACUGUCAGUGAAGCUGGACUCGUUGAAGUUUUGAAAAUCAGUCGUUGAUCGACUGACAUGAAGAUCAGCUACAACUCUUUUUUGAUAGUAACAUGAAAGCCUCGCUUUUACAACUCUAUCCAAAAAACAACAACAUAUCUAUCGUUCUGUACUUUAAUACUCCAUUCUUCAUCUUGCCAUACAUGUGAGCACAAAGUUUGUUCAUUGUUGCUUAUUAUCAUCUUGCUUGAGUCACGCAUGUCGCAUUGGUCACGUACAUUUGUGUCACACUCUGUCACACCUCGACUCAAUCUACUGCCUUCUUUUCGCGCGCGACGCGUUUUCUAUAAAUAAUUUUGUCACUCACGGGUUCACAAAUCAGCAAAUUUACUUUCCAUCUUUGAAAAAAUUUCAGUUUAUUUACUUUUUUUGAUAUUUAUUUUUUUGUCCGUACAUACAUUAUAUGCAAUAUAGAGAUGAAAACUUUCUAUAAAAAUAGUAUCAAUCUAUCGAAAAAGUUGUUCACGUUAAGUUAAUGUAUAUAUGUAUAUUAGGAAAAAAGCUGGUUAAUUUGCUUAGACUAGAAAUUUUGUCUUCCAGCCUCGUUUAGAAGUGUAUCAGAACGAGUCUGGAUACAUAGACUUCAGCUAGAGCAAAGAGCAUGAUGUGAUAGCUAUAGAUAGUCUGAUAGUGUGACAUAAAAUCAAAAAAUGUUGCUUAGAUAUUUUGUUAAUGAUAUAAAUCAAACAUAGAUGUUAAUGUCUUCAUGAUUUUUUUCCCCGACUGGUGGUCGAGGGAAGGUCGAGCUUGAUGGAGGGACUGGAAAAGAAGACUAGAUUAGAUAUGGGGGACAUGUCAAGUUUGGAUUUCUUUUCUCUUCUUCCCAUACAGGCAACGACUAGGCAGCGUCCAAGUUUAUGUAAAACCAACGAAAAACCAACUGAGGCUAUAGUCAAACGUCGAACUUAACAUGAGCCGAACCUAACGGAUAACGAGGCGGUCUUCAAGUGUCAUGAGGUUCGGCUCAUUUGAAGUUCGACGUUUGACAUAUGAGCCUAAUAUGUAACAAUUCUAAAAUAUCUAAGACAAAAGUAUUGAAAAAGAAGAACCUAUAAGGUGUUAGAGUUAAAAGCAAAUAACUUUUAGCAACACAAUCAGCUGGUCUGAAUGUUGCCAUCAUCUUCCACCUGGUGUGGUCAAAUGAUGAUGUAAAGUUUGCUUUAUAUCUUGUUGUUGACAUCAGUACACUGAUGCUUUUGACGCGUGAUACUUAAAAAAAAAAACAGAACGAAGUAUAAACUCGAUUGCAAAUUCAUUGUCAGGUUCAAAACAUAAAACACUGAGAAGCCGAAAGGAAAGAUAUUCUCGGAAACUACGUAAUUAUAUAUCUUUUGAUCUAUUUAUUUGAGACACACAGUCGAUAUGAAACAUACUUUCUGUCAGUGCAACAAUUUAUGAACAUUGCAGGACGGUUGUAUCUCUAGAUACAUCUUUAAAAUUAACAACAUACUUCCCAAGUACCACUCCCGUCUCAGCUUCUAUGUUCUCAUAUAUGUUUUAAAACCUUGACAAUUAUUCUUUGCAAUUCAUAGUAUAUACUUCUUGUGACAAUGUAACGCAUCGAAGAGCCCUGAAUAAAACAUUUAACAUCUGUG